Molecule: messenger RNA, 2535 nt
Organism: Penicillium coprophilum
Lineage: Eukaryota; Fungi; Ascomycota; Eurotiomycetes; Eurotiales; Aspergillaceae
Exons: 4
Coding region: 1-2535 (844 amino acids)
Biological process (GO): actin cytoskeleton organization
Molecular function (GO): small GTPase binding; actin binding
Source: RefSeq, a predicted model, not a curated record
AUGGCUGCGAGUACCUCUGGUCCCCAAAUUUUCGACGAUGCGAGCCGAUCCCCUACCAAACAGUCCAUGUUCCGGGCCAUGAUGUCGUCCAAAACCCAUAAACGAGAUCAGUCGGCUGACGAUGCCGUGGCCCCGCGGCCUCUGCAGAGAAGCAAGCCAACCGAGAAUAUCCCUUUCUCAUUCGGCGGGGAGUCUGAUUCCAUUGCCAGCUACCGCCCGCUUAGUGAGAUUGUCCCCAACCGUGAUGCCAGCGACCACGGAGUAGCCACGCCGAAGAUGGGCAAGGACGGCAAAGGUGCCCUGCAUAAAAAGACUAAAAGCGCAGUCUCAUUGAAGUCUCUGAGAAAUUAUAUGGAGCGGAAGGACGGGAAAUCGGAGGAGACACCCGAGCAGAGUCAGGAUCUGUCGCCCAAAAAGGCAAAAUCAUCCAAUAGUCUUUCGGCCAUACUCAAAAGGUCCCAACGGGGAAGAAAGGAUGGCUCAAAACAGAGCCGCGAUAAGGAAAAUCGUAGUCCGACUGACCUGAUUGAUAAUAUGAAUAUGCCAUCCCCGGUUAUGUCAUCCCCGGUCUGGUCACAGGACUCAGCCUCGGGACACAAAGAACCUACUGGUCGAUCGAAGCCAGACUCGACCGCCGACAUGAGGCGAACCAUGGCGGACGAAGUCUCCCUCUAUACACCCAAGGGCUAUGGGCCAAGCCAGCAACGCAACUUCUAUGACUACCACCAACCCUCCCUCGCCAAAUCGAACGACACCAAGCCUCGCCCCAAGUCAGACAUUUUGACAGGAAACCGCAAAGUGAAGGACCUUCUUGGGUUGCAGCGCGCACCUUCGGGAGAGAGCAACCCUGUCGUGCGAUCUGACAAAGAGCCCAAGCGGCUUUCUCGUGUGCAGGCUGCUAUCUCGGUAUUCAACGCAAAGGAGCGAGAUGCUGAAGUGCAUCAGCAUCUGAACUCCAAGGAUCUCGAAAGCGAAUUCGAGAAGCUGCUGGAUGCGAGGAAUAUCCCUCAUAACAUGCGAGACAAGAUGCGCUCACUGGACACCAAUAUCAAGGCCGAUUUUAUCCAGAAAGAUCGGACGGAAAACAUCACCCCUCUCAGCGCUGGGACUGGUGAUAGCCGUCGAGGACGCGGGAAGGAAUCCAAGGAGGACUCCCAGCUUCAGGAUCGCAAAGGUUCCCGGUCACGAUCUAGGAGCCGCGGAUUCACUUUCACUAAAGGCCCCUCGUCACCUGGUAAGAAGUUGCGGCGCGAUAGCGAAGCAUCAAGCCGUCGUCCAAGGUCCGUGGACCUCUCUCAGCCUGUUGGUGUCUACACCACUCUCUCGGCCAAUGCUUCAACAGCGUCACUUGCUGACGCGGCCGCUGUCGAUACCGCAGCGGAUCCCUCCGACUUUGUGCAUUAUCUGAGAGAGAUUCAGAAACCUGAAAUGGUUGAAGUGGGAAAGAUGCACAAGCUGCGGCUUCUCUUGCGUAAUGAAACCGUGCAAUGGGUCAAUGACUUUAUCACUGAAGGAGGAAUGGAUGAGAUUGUACAGCUUCUCUACCGGAUUAUGAAGAUGACCUGGCGUGAGGACCAUGAGGACACCCUUUUACACGAGGCGUUGCUCUGCCUGAAGGCUCUGUGCACUACAUCUGUGGCUCUGGCACACCUCAGUGCCAUCGAGGAUCAGCUUUUCCCCGCUCUGCUACAUAUGCUCUUUGAUGAGGAAAAGAAGGGCCCCAGCGAGUUCACCACUCGAGGGAUCAUUGCAAACCUGCUGUUCACGCAGCUCUCUACCGCUCCUGCUGGUGAACCGGCGAUCAAGCGCGCCAAACAGAUUCUUUCGUAUUUGAAGGACCCUGCUCCACCAGUGGACAACCAGCCGCUGUCCUUCAUUGCCAAUAUUUACCAGUCACGACCCUAUAGAGUAUGGUGUAAGGAGGUCACCAAUGUAACUAAGGAGGUCUUCUGGAUUUUCCUUCAUCACCUAAAUGUGAUUCCCCUCCCCAAGUCGGAGGACCUUUUUGGCGACAAGACAUCAGUAGACACUCGUCCUUACAGCGAGCGUCACUUCCCUGUCCCUCGCCCUCCUGUUCCGGCUGCCCCAUACGUUGGAGGUGUUGAAUGGGAUGCGACUAACUAUCUUGCGGCACAUCUCGAUCUUGUGAACGGCCUGAUUGCCGUCCUACCCACCUCUGAAGAGCGAAACCAGCUUCGGGAUGAGCUCCGUGCCUCUGGUUUUGAGAAAGUCAUGGGUGGUAGCCUGCGUACUUGCAAGGAGAAGUUCUAUUCUUCUGUGCAUGACUGCCUGCGAACCUGGGUUGCAGCAGCAAUUGAUGAUGGCUGGCCUUAUACUUUUGUGCGCGAAGGCCCGCCCCGAGCAGGUGAGCAUGGCUCGCCGACUAAAUCCCCCAAGAAAUCCGCGCCGGGUAGUCCUAGAAAAGGCCUGGUCGAUGAACGGCCGCCCAGGCUGGAACUUGCUUUGGACUUCUCGGAUAACCGUUCAGCUGCUGGUCCGACUACCCCGUCGAGCGACCUACGCAGCUGGCUCUAG